GAUCAAGCGCUGGCAUAAGUGUGUUGCAGUCGAUGGGGAUUACUUUGAAGGGGACAAUAUAGAUUUAGAUGAAUAAACUUGUAUAUUUAAUUUUCUGAAUAAAUUCCGGGAACUUUUUGAUCAAGGUGGUAGGUACAUUGUCUGAAUCUACAUCAAAUGUGAAUUAUACAAUUGAAUUUUCUUUUAGCUGAUAACUUAAUUGGAAACUUGGAUGCAAGUGCAGAUCCAUGUGUUGACUUCUAUCAGUACGCGUGUGGUGGAUGGAUUGAAAAGAAUCCUAUACCUGACAACAAAGAGUAUAGUGAAUCGUACGACACUGCGAGAGGUGAAGUGCGAGAAAGAAUCAUAAACUUGAUACAGAAUGAAUCAAAUAUUAGUGAUGGACCCAAAUAUGCUUCACUGGUUGGAAAAGUAUACAAGAGCUGUUUAGAUAAAGAAGAAAGAAAUAAUGUUGGUAUCUAUCCAUUGAAAAAACUUGUAAACCAAUUUGGUGGUUGGCCAAUGCUGAAUGAUCAAUGGUCUGAAGAGGGUUACGUAUGGUACCGCCAUCUGGCGGAAGUAAACCGGGGGCUUUUUAAAGACAUCAUAUUUGAUUUUGAUUUCUUACCAUUUCUAAAUAACAGUGAGGAGUACAUUAUAAAGCUCAACAAGGGUAAGUGUCUGUUUGACAGCAUAUGGUUCAGAACUGAUGAAAAUUCUACGACGAACUACACGGACGCUGCAAGAACAUAUAUAGUGGGAUUUGCCUUACUUCUCGGUUCAGAGCGAGACCUAAGUUCUUUAGAAGCGGAAGCAGAUGCCGUCAUUGAUUUUGAUUAUAAGAUACAUAAAACCGUAGAUUUGGAAUAUUAUCCGAGUAUGUACUCCAUAAAAAUGGAAGAGAUUAAUUCAUGGGGUAAUGGAACUAUAUCUUAUCUGGAUUAUAUUAAUUUUCAUCUGCCAGAAGAUUAUCCUGCAGAUAACAAUACAUAUUUGUACAUGAAAAUGCUGGAUUACUUCGAAUACAAUCUUCCAGAAGUUAUUUUAGGAGCCAAUACUAAGACAAUAGCAAAUUAUAUUAGCUUUUAUAUGGUCUCAACUUUUUCGAAGUUUGCUUCUGAAGAUCUGCUUACUUUAAGAAAUGAAUUUCUUUCAUCAAUUGGAAUUGAAUUUAAUAUGUCUGAUGAACAAGUGUGUAUGACACAUAUUAAAAGCUUCAUGCCAGAUGCCGUUGGAAGAAUGUAUAUUGACAACUAUUUUCCUCGCCUGACGGAAAUGCACGUACAAAAAAUGGUGGAUAUGAUAAAGCUUGCUUACAGCUCAACCUUAGAUCAGAAUGUCUGGAUGGACAAAAACACUCUUCUUUAUGCUUUGGUCAAAUUACAGAGUAUUGAAAUGGCAAUUGGCUAUAAUUCUUGGAUAUCUGACGAUGGAUUAUUAAAUAAACACUAUGAGAAGGUUGAACGAGUGAAAGAUAAUGGUUAUCUUAAUGUUAUUAUUGCAUUUUAUGAAACAUUGAGUGAAAAUUCCUAUGGAAGAUGGAACCGAACUGUUAAAAAAUAUGAAGUAUAUGAUGAAGAACCUCUUUACGUUAUAAAUGCUUUUUACGGUCCUCAAGCAAAUUUUAUGUUGCCAUCAAUUAUGGAGCUAUUGGAACUGUCAUAGGACAUGAAAUGAGCCAUGCGUUUGAUGAUACAGGUAGCAUUUUUGAUCACAAGGGCAAUCUUAGGAAUUGGUGGACAAAGACAACAAAAGAAAAAUUCCUGGAAAAAGCCGAUUGUUUUUCAAAACAAUACGAAGAAAGUGAUUCUUGGCUGCCUUUUGCU
Parasteatoda tepidariorum (common house spider) is the source of this 1805-nucleotide messenger RNA. The record is from RefSeq and is a predicted model, not a curated record. Lineage: Eukaryota; Metazoa; Arthropoda; Arachnida; Araneae; Theridiidae.